Molecule: messenger RNA, 10601 nt
Organism: Labeo rohita (rohu)
Lineage: Eukaryota; Metazoa; Chordata; Actinopteri; Cypriniformes; Cyprinidae
Gene: rc3h1a
Product: ring finger and CCCH-type domains 1a
Exons: 20
Coding region: 389-3625 (1078 amino acids)
Molecular function (GO): metal ion binding
Source: RefSeq, a predicted model, not a curated record
ACAUUUCUGCAAUGGGUGUUGUUAAAAACGUGUGUGUGUUUUAAUUAAACGCUUAAAAAUAUUACAAACGAGCGUUGUACGUUACCUCAGAUGCAUCAACCGGCGUAACGUUUACGUUAGCAUUCACGCUAACGCGCUCGAGCACAUUCUUGUUCACUAAGAAUAUAUUUCGUUAUCAGUUAGAGGUUAUGUUUUUCACACUAUGUGCUGAACACCCACAAUGCCAGGAAAUAUUUAAGAACUGUGAUCUUUGGAAGAGCUUUAUCGGUUCCAGUGGAACCUUUAGGACUUAUCGUCGUAUUGUUUUACGCAAAACGCACAUAGACACAAAUGCAGCAAUAAGAGAAGAUCUUGGGGACCGGUGCAUCACAGACCGCGCUUCGCUACAAUGCCCGUACAAGCCCCGCAAUGGACCGAGUUUCUGUUGUGUCCCAUCUGCACACAAACCUUCGAGGAGAGCCACCGCAAGCCCAUCAGCUUGGGCUGCGGCCACACCGUGUGCAAAAUGUGCCUGAACAAAUUGCACCGCAAGGCCUGCCCGUUCGACCAGACCACCAUCAGCACGGACAUCGAGCAGCUGCCCGUCAACACGGCGCUGUUGCAGCUCGUCAGCGGACAGGUUCCCAAACCUUCCCCCGUCACCCUACUGACAGCUGCAGAGGACGUCAAGCACUAUGAGGAGUCGCGCACAUGUGUGGAGGACCUGGCUCUUUAUCUCAAACCCCUGAGCAACACCAGAGGUGCAGGGCUGAAUGGCGCCGCUCAGAGCGUUCUCAGCAGACCCAUGCAGAGGAAGCUGGUGACUCUGGUGCACUGCCAACUGGUAGAAGAGGAGGGCCGCAUCCGGGCCAUGCGGGCGGCUCGCUCUCUGGGUGAACGUACCGUCACUGAGCUCAUCCUCCAGCACCAGAACCCCCAGCAGCUCUCAUCCAAUCUGUGGGCCGCCGUCAGAGCCCGAGGCUGCCAGUUUCUCGGCCCUGCUAUGCAGGAAGAAGCACUGAAGCUGGUCCUGCUCGCUCUGGAAGAUGGCUCAGCCCUCUCGCGGAAGGUUCUGGUCCUGUUUGUCGUCCAGAGACUCGAACCACGUUUUCCUCAGGCCUCAAAAACCAGCAUAGGACACGUGGUGCAGCUCCUCUACAGGGCCUCCUGCUUUAAGGUGACCAAGCGUGACGAGGAUUCCUCCUUGAUGCAGCUGAAGGAGGAGUUUCGCACAUACGAGGCUCUUCGGAGGGAACACGACUCUCAGAUCGUUCAGAUCGCGAUGGAGGGCGGCCUGCGUAUCGCCCCUGACCAGUGGUCAUCUCUACUGUACGGCGACCAGUCACACAAAUCCCACAUGCAGUCCAUCAUAGACAAGUUGCAGACACCAGCAUCCUUUGCUCAGAGCGUGCAGGAACUCACCAUCGCCCUGCAGAGAACCGGAGAUCCAGCCAAUCUCAACCGUCUCAGACCCCAUCUGGAGCUGCUGGCCGACAUCGACCCCAGCCCAGACGCCCCUGCGCCCACAUGGGAGCAGCUAGCCAAAGGGCUGGAAGCGGUGCGGACCGUCGUUCACGGCUUGGUGGAUUUCAUCCAGAACCACAGCAAGAAAGGAGGCGAUCAGCAGCAGCCACCUCAGCACAGCAAAUACAAGACCUACAUGUGUCGGGACAUGAAACAAAAAGGCGGCUGUCCUCGUGGAGCAAGUUGCACCUUCGCUCACUCUCAGGAAGAGCUUGAAAAGUACCGUAAGAUGAAUAAACGAAUGGGAAUGAGGCGACAGCUCAGCCAGUCCCUGACCCAGCUGAACGAGAUGGACCUCGGCGCUGGUCUGUUGUCUGAUGACGGGCCGCCCAUAGAGGGACUCCCACGCAAACCCUCCUCCAUCACUAACGUCAUCCUAGCAUCAGGAACCGACCCCACUUUGGCCCACCUGGUUUCCAGAGGCCCGGACCAGUCAUAUGACCCAACACACAAACCGGACAAGAAGGACUCUGGGAGCCUCAGUGCACCUGGCUCACCUCCAAACUUAUUGGAACCCAUCCCGAAGCCAGGGAUGCUAAUGAAUUCCCACUCCAGGAUGGCUGGCGAUGGCGCAGUGGGACAGAAGCACAUGUCUGCGGUGCCUAGAGUUCCUCACAUGUAUUCACCACACCAGUCUGAACUGUAUUACUCUGAGACCAGAGGCCCUCUGCCACCCUCCGGCCAAUAUGAAUCCAACCAGUACCCUGCAGCCAAUCCUUAUCCUCACCACCACGUCCACUCACGCUACGCCCGUCACCCCGCUCCAGAUCCAGGCAUGCCACCAUAUCCUGACUCCUAUUCCAGUUCCUACAACUCAGAGCGCCAGUGCACCAACUCCCAUUACGGAUACCCUUCACACCACGAUGGCCGUCGCCACUCAUCCUACUCUCAUCCUCAAACGUUCCCCCCGCGGGACGAGCUGGUCCGUAGGAGUCCGGAUAUUCCCCCACCGCUACCACCCCAAAGCUCUUCAUACCUGCCAGAACCAGACAGCUAUAACCACUCCAGUCAGAUCAGGAAUUAUCAAAGGAAUCCCUACACACGAACUCAGCCCUCCCUAGACUACCUGCACCGUCGAAGACAGGAGAUCAUGGCCCAGCUCGAGGACAGAAAGGUUGCUUCCCCCUCACCCUUCAGCUCCUCGCACUCGUACGAGCCCAGCUACCCUCAGGACAUGAGGGGACAGAGCCAUUACAUGGAAGAGAACUCCCACGGUUUUGGACACUUCCGGGAAUCGGACUACACCAGCUCAUAUUCGCCUUGGUCAUGUGACACCUUCGGUUCCUACAUCGGCGGCAAGGAGAUAAAGUCCAAAGAGGGCAUGAAUGCCAUGGACGCACAAAAUUUAGACAAAGGCAAAAGCCUGAGAGUACACGGCUUGGAGCUUCAACGCAGAGCGGCAGAAGUCAAAGACGACGACCCCAUCAUUCCCUUUGGCUCCCUGCCGACCGUGUCUCGUUUUGGAGUCAUCUCGCGCACGUCUAAACCGGGCUACCCGCCAAACAGCCCCAUGCCAUCCUUGCCAAACUCAGCCAAACACAAUGCUUCUGCUGCUGACUACACCUAUGCGAAUCACAGCGGGUGGAGUGGCGACUCCUACCAGCCACACCAAACGUCUCAGGGGCACUUCAGCGAGCGAUCCAGUUUAUCCCCUGCCGUGCAGGCGCGUGAGCAGCUGAGGAUGGAGCUACAGCAGGUCAACCUGCAAAUCAGCCAGCAGACGCAGAGUCGCGGCCUGGAGAACCCGAGCUCAGUUAUGUCUCAGUCAUCUCGAGUGGACUGGUCAUCUGGGAAUUUGUCCAGUGAACAGCUGAGUCUCGAGCUGCACCAGGUGGAGAGAGAUAUCGUCAUGAGGACACAGGAGAUGGCCAUGGAGAACCACGAUGGCAAGUACAAGCGAGUCUCAGUCGAAAAUGGACAAGACGAACAUGCUUUGCAACGAGAUGAGCAUCCACUUACUCUUAGUGAGGGCUCAAACGGCUCCAUCAGUCUGGUCCAAGACUGCGGUCUCGUCAGCAGCAGCAUGUCCUCACUAACCAGCAAGACGUCAUCUCUCAGUUUGUCCUCCGAACAGGUGGCCAGCAGCCCUGAUUUACCCAAGAACGGAGUCGUCCACUCCUAGCCGGCUCUUUCUACCUCAGAUUCCCCUUCGGCAACAACCACCGCCCCUCUCCUAUGCCAGGUUAAAUCCUCUAAAGCAGGAUGCUCCAUCAAUGCUGUAUAACACCCGCCAUUCAUUCGCUUAAUCCUAAGCGUUUCGCUUUCUCCGCUGACCCUCAAACACGCAAACAUGGGUGGAGUUUGGGUGGGAUUCACUGUGCAUGUGCCUCAACAGACUUGCACAAUCAUGCCCUGGUUUUGUUUCCUUUUACAGCAGUAUCUGCUGUCGAGUAUUUUCUUCCUGUUUUUUUGUUCACCCUCUUCCUGAGACGAGCCUUUUUCCAUGCCGCAUAAAUCAGGGUGAAUCCGAAAAACCCUCAGUCUUAAGUAUUCGUCAGGCUAUCGUUAAUCCACUCUCUUGGGUUUCAAAAUUGCGUUUUUAUCAUGUGCUACGUUUUCGGUAGUUCCGCUCUUGCUCGUGCUUGGUGUGGCGUUUACACUUACACUUCUGUCAGAGUUUACAGUGUUUAAAUUCAUUGUUUUUUUUAUGAUAACAGCAGGCUUGCUGCAUAUUCAACCAAUGGAAACCAUUUUGCUUUAUCAUGACGGUCAAAACUAUGUAUUGUGUUUCAAACAUUAGGCUUCAUUACAGUGUGAUCGUUAUAGUAAUGCUCUAAACCCAAAUGUUCACUGAUUUAACCUCAAUUGCACUCAUGCCAACAAACCCAAAAGCCUUUUCCAGUCUUAAUAGGGCCCUUGUAUUGUUUUCAGCAUAUUAUACUACACCGCCUGUGGGAUUUCGAUUGAACCGCCUGUAAUCAUCAUCUUCUGUUCUGUUCUGUAAUGUCCUCAGGGAUGCAUUAUUCGGCCUCUAUAUUUUGUGGACGUGAAUAGAAAUAACAAUCCAGAUCACUCUGGUUUUUUCAUAGUGGGUAUAGUUACAUUUUUCCAUCCUGAGGAUGGAAAGAAACCUACUACGGUGAUGCAUAAAGAUGCAUUCUGUUGUAAGAAUGCGUAAAUACUACUCUUCACUUUGUCAGUGAAAUUACGAUCUUCGGAUCGAGCCACGUUUGAGUUUUUUUUUGUAUAUGUGGUGUUUUUCAUCCUGAAAGAUGUGGCGUUUAUUCAAAGCAAAAAGAAAGACUUUGAUCCAGUCGUAGCUGCCUCAAGACUCUCCUUCAUUUUCCGUUUCGUCUUUGAAGUUUGAAGAACGUUGUUUUGAUGGGCCGGUUCGAUUGAAAUCCCCUACAGGCUGGGCUCAAGCGUGUACAUCACAGUCCUCCUCGACUUCAUUGUACUACUGAUGGGAGAUUAAAAAGCUCGAAUACUUUGCUUUUCAGUCAGGUGUCUUGAAGGAAACUGUUUGGACUUGAAAAGCUGGGAAUAGUUCACCCAAAAAUGAAAAUUGCUGAAAAUGUACUCGCCCUCAGGCCAUCCAGGAUGUAAAUGAGUUUGGUUCUUCAUCGGAUUUGAAGACGUUUAGCAUUACAUGACUUGCUCAACCACUACAAUCCAGACAGCUGAUAAAAACUUCACAAUAGUCCACAGAACUCCAUUGAUUAAUCACAAUUAAUCGCAUCCAAAAUAAAAGUUUUUGUUUACAUAAUAUAUAUGUAAUGUGUAUAUUUAUUAUGCGUAUAUAUAAAUACACACACAUACAGCGUAUAUUUAGAAAAUAUUUACAUGUAUUUACAUGUAUAUAUUUUUAUUCAUACAAUUAAUAUUAUAUCUAAAUAUAUUUAAUAUAUAAACAUAACAUUUUACUAAAAUAUAUCCAUGCAUGUGUGUGCAUUUAUCUAUACAUAAUAAAUAAACACUGUAAAUACACACAUAUUAUGUAGAUAAAAACUUUCAUUUUGGAUGCGAUUAAUCGUUUGAAAGCAAACGACAGCAGACGAGUUUGUAAUAAAUCCUUCUUUAAAACGCUUUUAACUUCGAACUGUUGCUUGCCGCUAAAAUACCAGUCCAUAAUAUUGCUUUCUACAAUGAAUAACAUCAUUGUUUGAACCAAAAGAGAAAUAUGACCACAUCAAGCACAUUUAGAACCAAAAAUGAUGUAAAAAGAUAUGGACUAUUGAUGGGGGAGGACAACCGUGGAUAGACCUUUUCACUGGAUGAAACGUUAUUAUGGAUUAUGGACUCAUAUUUUGGACCGAAGCAAUAGUUCAAAGUUAAAAUGAAAGAAAUUUGAUGUGAAAAGCUGCACAUUUGUAUAAAAAGACGUUAAUUGAUGGAUUGGAGUCGUGUGGAUUACUUAUGGAUGUUUGGAUUCUUAAAGAUUGGUGAAUUUUUUUCAAUCUUGGAUGGCCUGAGGAUUAGUAAAAUUUCAGCGAAUUAUCAUUUUUGGAUGGACUAUUCCAAUAAGAGAGCCAAACCACUAAGCAUGAAUGCUUUCAUAUUUCACAUUUUUCAGAAUUGGUUUUGUUUCCAACCCAACCAAAAAUUGAGUAGUUGCAUCAAUCCAAGUGAGCUUUAGAGUCCCACCACUAGGUGGUUCUCCAAUGUUUUUGGGUGUAAAAGUAAAACUUUGUAGAUUCUGCAGACGUUUGUCACAUUAUCUGUGCAGAUUUCAGAAAUCUAGUUAUCAAACAAACAAAAAUAAAUAAAUAAUAAACAACAUGAAGAAAAAUGUGGAAUUUGCCUUAUCGUUAAAGUACACAACAACAUAUUUCCGUCAGCCAGUUGGUUUACCAAAACACUUGCACUGUACAUCUCAAACUUGCAUUCUUCCUUGUAGUUUCUUCCUCGGUGGUGAGAUCUCAUCACUUACGAAACACUGUCAUGCCUCAAUAAUUUAGCUUUAAGUUGGAGGUUAGUCUGUUUUAGCUUUUUGUUUUCUGCUAGCAUAUAAUGGUCUCUUGAGACAUCCUACCGCAACCUUAAAAGCACCUAUUUUGGUGGAACUUUUCUUAAGUUGGAGUUGAUUUAUUGUUUGUAUUAUUUUCGUUAUUACUGUCGCUUUGGUCUGAGCUUUUGACAUUUAAGCAAUCGUCAAGAUUGGAUAUCGCAACUUCAUUUAGGAAACCGCUGUGAAGCACAGUGUAGAUUUUAAGGAUAGCACGAAUCCAAAAUUUGUUUGAAAGAAACAGAGAAAGCUUUUUGUUGUUUGUUUAAAGCCACUAAAUGGAUUACGCGAACGCGAAAAGGCAUGUUAAACGCUCUUGUAAGCCUUUUUAGGAUCUAGAAUAAGAAGAUCCACAAUGGGUAACCAUCAUUUUUUUGUUGUUGUUUUAAAGGAACACCUCUGUCUUUAUCUCAGGGUUGAUUUUAGUAUAUUUGGGUGUAAACAUCAUGUUGCGCGCUCUUUGUUUUGUUUGUUUGUUCUUCAGGACUGCAAUUGUCGCUUAACCAGUUUAGAGACUUGAAGACUUAAAGACUGUGCCUUUAUGCAGAUCUGCAGUUGUUCAUGCGUUGGGUAUUUAGAUGUAGCUGAACCAUCUCUAUUUAUAAUAUUCAACUCCUCUCAGUCUUCAAAGUCAGCAUUUAUAUUAAAUGAUCUCUUCGAAUCUGCAGGCUUUCAGACCGCCAAACAGAGUACUGCCUAUCCUUUCUGAGACAAAGGAAUUUUUUGCCAGGUCAUUUGUUUUUCUAGCCAUUUUGUGUAUGUUUCAUGCAAGUGAACUUGAGUAUUUAAGCAUGUUUCAUAGUGUGAUGGUGGUCUUUUGAUGUUUGGGUUCUUCGAAGAGUCUGAAUUGGAACAGGAAAACAAAGACAAGUCUGUGUAUUUUGUCAUAGUUUGAUAUUGAUAUUUUAGAGAGGAAAGUAUCAAGGAUUAUUUUCAUAUUUAAUGACAAUAUUGGAGCUUUGAUGAUACUGAUAAACAAAUCAAGGUUUACUGCUCUCAUAAAAGCCAUUAAUACAAUUCCUAUGUACCUAACGAAGAUUUUCUUAAACGAAAUGCAGAUUGUAUAAACUCUUGCAGAAGGGCUUGAUUUAUUGUGGUUUUGAAAUUCUGUAUUUGAAGUCAGCCGUUUGAAAACCAACUGUUUUGAACUAUUGUUGCAAAGCAACAUUUACAUGAUCACCCAUGAGCCAGUGGGAAUCACUGUCGAUUUGAAAAGGGAACCAAAAUGUUUACCAAGGUGAAUCACAUGAAACUUGUCACAUUUCACCCCAAAAUAUCCCAUUUUUUGCUUUGUGAAUAGCAUUUUCAUAAGCACUGAGUAAUACGUUAAAAAUAGAAAAAAAAAAAGUUUAUAAGUUAAAUUAUUUAUAUAUCAUUGUAAUAGUAGGGGGUCGACCGAUAUGUUUUUCUUUCCCAGGGCCGAUGCAGAUACCGAUUAUUACAGAUCAAGUAGACCGAUAACCGAUAUUUUUGAACCGAUUGAACAAUUAAGAAUAACACAGGCUCUCACAAAAUCUCUUUAAAUGCUAUUAAAUUAUUAAAUUACAUCACAAAUCAAUUUUGAAAGUCAUCAAUACCAAUAACCAUUAAAAUGCUUAAUAUCUGCGCCGAUAAUCAGUCGAGCCCUGGUUUAUAGUACUGCCUGUUUUUGGAUUUAAAAAAAAACGUUUCUGUUACUGAAUUGCAAAGGGGUGUCACAAUAAAUAAAUUCAUGGAUCAAUUCUGUGAUUUGUUUUCAAAUGCAUCAUGAUUCUGUCUGGAAUCAAUUCUGAGGUUAGUUUUUAACACAUUUCACCCCAAAAUAUGUGCAUUUGCAGUUGCAUUGUGAAUAUUAUAUUCAUUACAUAAAGCACAGAGUACUACUUUAUUGUAAUACAUUAUCAAAAAUAAAUAAAAUAAUUAUUGAUACAUCAUUGUAACGUUUAUAGUAGGCGUUGACCGUUAUGUUUUUAGGGCCGAUGCCGACACAGAUUAUUACAGUAGACCGAUAUUUUGAACCGAUAUAUAUGUCUGGCGUAAAAAUUAAAAUUAACGUCAAAAUUAAGAACAACAAGGGCUCUGACAAAAACUCUUUAAAUGCUUUUAAAUUAUUUUAAAUCGACAAAUUGGUUUUGAAAAUUACCGAUACCGAUAACCAUAAAAAUGUUUAAUAUCGGUGCUGAUAAUCAGUCAAGCCCUAGUUUAUAAUAUUAGGUUUUAAUUUAAAAAAUGUAAUUGAUAAAUCAUUGCAGUGUUUACAGUAGGGGUUGACAUAUGCAUUUUUCAGGGCCAAUGCUGAUACAGAUUAUUACAGAUCAAGUAGACUGAUAACCAAUAUAUACAUGUCUGGUGUAAAAAUUAAUGUCAAAAUUAAGAAUAACAAGAGCUCUGACAAGAACUCUUUAAAUGCUUUUAAAUUAUUUUAAUCGACAAAUCGGCUUUGAAAAUUACUGAUACCGAUAACCAUAAAAAUGCUUAAUAUCGGUACAAUAAUCGGUCAAGACCUAGUUUAUUAUAAUAGUUUUAAAUUUAAACAAUUUUAAUUAUUAAUACAUCAUUGUAAUGUUUACAGGAGGGGUUGACAGAUAUGCAUUUUUCAGGGCCAAUGCUGAUACUGAUUAUUACCGAUCAAGUAGACUGAUAACCUAUAUUUUGAACCGAUAUAUAAUGUGUUUUUUUUUCAGGGCAGAUGCUGGUACCAGUUAUUACAGAUCAUUUAGAUGAUAAUCAAUAUUUUUAAUAAUAUACAUGUCUGGUGUAAAAAUGAAAAUAAAGUCAAAAUAAGAAUAACAAGGGCGUUUUUUUUUUUAAUGCUUUUAAAUCAUUUUAUCGGCAAACUGAUUUUGAAGACAACUGAUACCGAUAACUAUAAAAAUGCUUAAUAUCGGUGCCAAUAAACGGUCGACCCCUUGUUGAAAGUACUACUUGUUUUUAAUUAAAAAAAAAAACAGUUUGUUACUGUAUUACAUAAGGUCGUCAAAAACUAGUUUAGAAUUGAUUAAAGAGAGGAAAAAAAAUGACGGAUUCAGAAAAAUCGCUGAAUCGAUCCACGAAUCGAUUUUCCUGCAUUGUGGUAAUGACAUUUUGUAAGCAUCUUUCAAUACAAACAAACAAAUCUUAAUAAUCCUAAAGAUGUGUUUUAUUUUAAUGCAGUUUAUUAAAAUUCUGUUGAUUUUGAGGUGAAAUUUGACACUUUUUUUCAUGAGGUUCAUCUACCCAGUGCUGACUUCUUAAAAAAAUAUAUUGUAUUUAUGAUUAGUGUGUAAUGAAAAGCCUCAAAGUUUCUUCACUGGAACUCAUUUUCUUAUUGUGAUUGUUGACUACAUUCAGGUUUCGUGGUUUAAAAUGCGAAUGUAGAAUUAAUUGGUGUCAAUCAUCAUAAAAACUAGAAAAGUGAGUGACACUUGGUGCCUGAAACACCCAAGAUUGUAGUAUGUUUUCCCACAGAGAUAAAUGAUUAAUGGUACAUAUUGUUCCCUGGCCUGAAGGGGAAAGUAUGUGCCGUGCACAUACACACGUAGUAGAUUUAUGAGAAGUCAUAAUGUUACUUGAAAACAAAGGUUGUGCACAAAUACAGGCUUUAGUGUUUUAGCUUCUAGCUGUAGAAAGUAGUUUUGAAACGAAUGAUUGUGUUUGUUCAAGUGUGUCCAAAGAGAGUGCUGUCCAUCUUAUUUCUGUAUGUUUGUUCCCACUGUAACUCAUUGCUUGCACUCAUGUAUUGACUAUUUUUUUUUCGUGAGAUGGGGUGUUGCAUUGUGGUCUUUUCACCAUGAUUUCUAACAUCGGGAUAUAUGAUUGUUUUUGAUGAUUUCUCCCAUGUUAUCUCAUGAUAGACUGCUUAAAUUAAGGUACACUUUAACUUCAACCUGAAUAAGAAAGUAAAUGUUUGUAUAUUAUACUCCAUUAAGGAAUGUUUAGAAUAUUUCUCCAAUGUGGAUGUAGUUGUAAUACCUUUUUUUUUUUCUCUUUGUACAAGAAUUCACUGUGUGAAAUUUUGGAUUGCAUUUUUGUAUAAUACAAUUGCUUUUCUUCUUUAAGAGGGCAGGGGGUAUUACUAACUGGAUUUUUUGAAUUAGAUAUCGAAAAACUUGAAAAAAAUUAUUUAAUAAGAAAUGUAUUUUAUGUGCAACAGUGAUUCUGGCAUGGAUUAUGAAUAAAUAAUAUUGUAAACCAC